This is a messenger RNA of Trichophyton verrucosum HKI 0517, 1134 nucleotides long. RefSeq lists its product as uncharacterized. The record is from RefSeq and is a predicted model, not a curated record. The transcript is spliced from 2 exons. Lineage: Eukaryota; Fungi; Ascomycota; Eurotiomycetes; Onygenales; Arthrodermataceae. Bases 1 to 1134 code for a protein of 377 amino acids.
AUGACUCGCGCUAAAACUAACCUUCACGGCCAGCUUCAGUCUACUCCCAGAGCCUGCUCGCAUCUCGAGACCCGAUCUCUCAAAAACAAACUACCACCAGUUACAGCCAACAGAAGGCCUCUCCUGCCAGCAUCCAGCUUAAACCUAUCGGGCCCUUCCCACCCUCUUUGCUUCUCCCUGGGAUUUUGGCAGAUCGCUGCUUGUGCCACACGUCAUCUGAUUCGAUAUCCAUACGCAUCCGGGCAGAAAGAGUCAAGCAAAAAAGAAAAAAAUACAGGGAAUAGAGGAGCCAAAAACAGGACGAACAGGACGAAACAAGACGGACAAGUCUGGGGAAAAGAACUGCAAGGACUGCAGCACUGCAUCCAUACUGCAUACCCGUGCAGCAAGGGAACUACUGCAUUCUUGCUUUUCACUCCCGCUGCAGCGAUCCGCGUUGCACCGCUUCGAUUAGUCCCCGUCCGGAUCCGGUUUAUCCUUUCACCUUUCUGUUAUACGGCUGCCUGUCUUCGCUGGAACUGUCGGGCUUCUAGAAUAAAGAACAACAUAAUUCACCUUGCCCCACGCUAUUCGACGAAAGAGACAACAAAUAGCCAUAUUCGCCGCGGAUACGGGGGUUUAUCUCUAAAUAUAAUAUAUUCUCCUACCACUCAUGGCUUCAGCCUCCUUUCACGACUCGUUAAACUCGCUUGGCUGGUCGAGGCGUGCACCCCCUUCUUCUCCAAGAUACAGUCAUGGAACCCGCUCGGCAGUGGGCGCGGUGGAUACGUUCAGCUCUCACCGGAUAACGCUGCCUCGUCGGCGCCUUUACCUGCGCCGUCCAGGAGGGAGGAGGAGGAAGCCUGGUUUGCUCGUGAGUGCCGACCGCUCACUCACACACUGCCCAUCUCUCCCUUUCUCAUCUCUCUCAUCUGUUCCUAUCGCAUUCGCAUUCAUACUCGCACUCACCCACACCAUUUCUACAUCUUGUUUAUACUUACUUCCCCAAAACGAGAAAACCCGUCUUGUGAUAUCCUGGCCUGCUAUUUUACCCUUUCACAUGCCGUUCUCUCUCUCCACCCUUUUCUUCUUUUCUUUUUUUUCCUUUCCAUCUUUGCUUUCUCGUCUUUGCUUUUUAUUUCCAUCCUCGCUUGA